AUGCGGUCCUCCUGGAUCUGGAUCGCUGCCACAUUCCUCACUUCCGCACACUCAAUCACAGCACCCUUCUCCCCGGCCGAAGAAGCGGUCAACCGCCGAGCCUUCGAGGUUCUCCGCAUUCUGCAGCGAGCCGACAACAACUGCCCCAGCGGCACAAACCCAUGUACAGAGCUCGGCAACGCCAACGCCUGCUGUAGACAAGGCACCAACUGCUCGCGAGAUGCAGCCGACAAUAUUGCCUGUUGCGCGACCGGCGCAAGCUGCACGGGAAGUCUGACGGGGACCAAGACUACGGAUUCAACGACCAACUUCAUGUUCCCGAAUGCCGCGACCGCAACCGCAACCGCCGACGCCAAUACCGAAUCGACAAUCGACGGUGCCUACCCAUUCGUCUACGUCCCGACUGCCUUCAGCAACCCCCAGACUUGCUCGUCAUACUACUCUGUAUGUCAGUCGGAGUAUGCGCAGUGCACAGGUGCUCUGAUGGGUCGGUAUGCCGUGACGAUUGGCGGAGAGGGAGAUGGCAAGACCAUUCAGGCGGUGACAGCUGCGUCGCAGGCGACUUCCAUUUGCUCAAGUUUGAGUGUCGAUGCCUGCCAUGGGAUCAACCUGAAUUACUGCGGCUCUGUCGCGACACAGACCGGUGAUUCUGAAGCAGCCGGGAACCAUGCUGUGAUUCGCUCGACCAGUUUGCACGAUCUGGCUCUCGGACUCUUCGUUGGAGUGGCUGGAAUGUUUAUAUGA
Molecule: messenger RNA, 744 nt
Organism: Penicillium olsonii
Lineage: Eukaryota; Fungi; Ascomycota; Eurotiomycetes; Eurotiales; Aspergillaceae
Source: the annotation of a GenBank genome assembly